Molecule: messenger RNA, 656 nt
Organism: Coffea eugenioides
Lineage: Eukaryota; Viridiplantae; Streptophyta; Magnoliopsida; Gentianales; Rubiaceae
Product: cytochrome b-c1 complex subunit 6
Exons: 5
Coding region: 157-366 (69 amino acids)
Biological process (GO): mitochondrial electron transport, ubiquinol to cytochrome c
Source: RefSeq, a predicted model, not a curated record
AUGCACUAAAUUAGCUGAGGCAGCAAUAUCACAAAUUCCUCUCCCUGCCACUACCAGCAGCCCUCUCCCUCCCUCCCACUCGACUUCAACGCAUCAAUCAACCCAAACGUGUGACUACGCGGCAUCCAGCUCAUUGUCACUUGAUUUGAUCUGACCAUGGCCGAUGAGGAGCCAGUCGAUCCAAAGAAGCAUAUGGAAGACGUUUGCAAGGCCAAGUGCACUAGGGAAUGGCGGGCAUACGAGGACUGUGUUUUUAGAGUAAGAAAAGAUGAUACUGGGAAUAAGCAUUGCACUGGCCAAUACUUUGAUUAUUGGCAUUGUGUUGACAAAUGCGUUGCGCCCAAGUUAUUUACUAAACUGAAAUGAGAGAUUUCCUCGGCAGUUUACAUGCAGUGUUUUCUUUUUUUUUUUUGGAAGAAGACGUUAUCCAUUCUGUCUUUGCUACAAACUAGCAGUGAUAGAAGUCUUUGGCUUUUGGGCUGUAGGAUCUUGAUUCGAACUAAUAAUGUGUGGUAAAUCUUGAAGUUAUACACUAACAGGGCUAUUUUGAAUUUACAAUUUUUCAAAUGGGUUGAAUUCCACCCCUCUUCACGGACUACCGUUGAGAAUAUGGUUGGUUGAAUUAUACUUUGCAGACAGCAAGACUGAUUAGAAUC